Phragmites australis (common reed) is the source of this 1782-nucleotide messenger RNA. RefSeq lists its product as uncharacterized. The record is from RefSeq and is a predicted model, not a curated record. NCBI's taxonomy places the organism in Eukaryota, Viridiplantae, Streptophyta, Magnoliopsida, Poales, Poaceae. Gene Ontology annotation, molecular function: zinc ion binding; nucleic acid binding. The coding region runs from base 1 to 1782 and encodes 593 amino acids. The transcript has a single exon.
AUGGCAGGAUCCUCGGGGGAUCAAGCUGAUGCGAUCGCCAUGCCACAGUCCCCUCGUACCAAGCGCAUCAUACAGCAUUUUGAGCGACAAAUGCGCCUCCAAGUUGAUGGCCUCGCUGAAGACAUUCACGUCACCAACGAGCGCCUUGGUCAGCUUGAAACAGCACAAAUUGAAGCCGGUUCGGCGCUCCAGGAAUUAAAAACCGCCCAAGCCACCACCAACACCAGCCUCGACACCAUCAUGACACGGCUUGAGGAGUUGUCCCAGCAGCUUGGUGAGGUACAGGGCGACACUGAUUAUGGUGGCGACACCGAGCAUGACGCUCAGGACCGUCGUCGCCGGCGAGGACCUCGUCAUGUGGUACGUAACCAGGAUGAUUCUUUCUCUAAAAUUAAACUCACUAUACCUGAAUUCAAUGGUAAAUAUGAUCCUGAUGCUUAUCUUGAGUGGGAACUUGCUGUUGAUCAAAAAUUUGCAUGUCAUGCUUUUCCUGCACAACAUCAAGUUAGAGCUGCUACUAGUGAGUUUACCCAUUUUGCUUCUAUUUGGUGGCGCGAACAUGGCAGCAAACAUCCCACUGAAAUUCCUACCACUUGGGAUGCUUUAAAAGUUCUCAUGCGCCACAGAUUUGUUCCCUCAUAUUAUGCUCGCGAUAUGCUUAAUAAACUACAGCGUUUAAGGCAAGGUACAAACUCUGUUGAAGAGUACUAUCAGGAGCUGCAAACUGGUAUGCUUCGUUGUGGUUUAGUUGAGAACAAUGAUGCUGCUAUGGCACAUUUUUUGGGUGGUUUAAACCGUGAAAUUCAGGAUGUGCUUGAUUAUAAGGAGUACAAUAAUAUUACUCGUUUGUUCCAUCUUGCUUGCAAAGCUGAACGUGAAGUGCAGGGACGACACACGAGGACACAUGCUAACUCUUUUGCAGGUCGCACCACGUCGUUCCACUCAGCCCCUAAGCCUGUGGCCGUGUCACACCCAGCAGCGCCAUCUCCACCUAGCGGCACUCCGAGUGACAAGGCAGCAGCAAAAACUCCAGCGCCACAUCAAGCAACAAAGGGCGCCUCUUCCUCUGGACGCACCAAGGACAUUCAAUGCCAUCGCUGCAAAGGUUUUGGUCACGUGAUACGGGACUGCCCCAACAAGCGCACGCUGAUUAUACGUGACAAUGGUGAGUAUUCUUCAGCUAGUGAUUCCGAAGAAACCAUAUAUGCUAUGCUUGCCACUGACGUUGCAGGAACCGAAGAAGAACAUGUGGCUGCCACUGACGCCGACAAGUAUGAGAGUCUUGUUGUGCAGCGCGUUCUCAGCACGCAGGUUGCACAACCAGAGCAGAACCAGCGCCACACCUUGUUCCACACCAAAGGCGUUGUGCAAGAACGAUCUGUUCGCAUCAUUAUUGACGGCGGCAGCUGCAACAACUUGGCAAGCACGGAUCUGGUGGAGAAGUUGUUUCUCUCAACGCGCCCACACCCACACCCCUACCAUAUUCAAUGGCUAAACCAGGGCGGCAAACUCAAGGUAACACGCUCGCUUUUGCAGGACUAUGCCGAUGUGUUUCCGAAGGAGUUACCACCAGGUCUUCCUCCCAUUUGCGGCAUUGAGCACCAGAUCGACCUCAUCCCAGGCGCCCAGCUUCCCAACCGCGCCCCGUACCGUACCAAUCCCGCUGAAACAAAGGAGAUUCAGCGCCAAGUCCAAGCGUUACUUGAUAAGGGCUACAUUCGUGAGUCUCUUAGCCCUUGCUCUGUUCCUGUUUUACUUGUUCCAAAGAAGGAUGGUACCUAG